Messenger RNA from Darwinula stevensoni, 327 nucleotides. Lineage: Eukaryota; Metazoa; Arthropoda; Ostracoda; Podocopida; Darwinulidae. The record is from the annotation of a GenBank genome assembly.
AUGAGUGCUGCCCCCGAGGAGCGCAUUCCUGCUGCUGCUAACCUCCGCCUCCCUGCUGCUGCUGCUGACCUCCUCCUCCCUGGCCUUCCCUACGGACUUGGUCGGCGGCUUAUCCAAGCGCUACAACUGGGUCCUGUGAGUUCGGUGCACCCCGGCAUCCGGUUCGGAGGAAGACUUGCUGCCGUCGAUGCGACCGGUUCCUUCGACAGAGGAGGAAGUCGGGCAGAUGCCCUCUCUGACGAGGAAUGGACUCGGGGAAGUCGGGCGGAUGCCCUCUCUGACGAGGAAUGGACUCGGGGAAGUCGGGCGACUGUGGAAAUUAGAUGA